AUUCAACACAAAACACUCCCUCUUGCUGUUAUGAUUAUUAUUGUCGUUCACCUCAUUACUCCUCUUAAUUAGUACUACUAACUAUAUCCAAAGAACCUUCUUCCCCAUCUUCAACGUGAACGACAUUCCAAAUUUCUAAUAACGGAACGCAAACGACACUGCACAAUAAAACAAAAUAAAAUAGAAAACAGAGAGAAUAGAAUUUCUCAGCUUCCAAACAGAUCUCCGUUCCGUUGGUCCCGCCGGCGGUAACUAUCUUCCGAUGGCUCCGAUUCCGUCCGAGAAUGGCGUCGAAGGAGAUGACGAGAGAGAAGAAGAAGAAGAAGAGGAGGAGGAGGGGGACGAAGAAGAAGACGAAGAAGCAGAAGAAGGAGAAGAGGAAGAUGACGAAGAGGAGCCAAGGCUCAAGUACCAGAGAAUGGGAGGAAGUAUACCUGCGCUGCUAUCUAGCGACGCAGCUUCUUGCAUCGCCGUCGCGGAACGCAUGAUCGCACUCGGUACUCACGACGGCAUUGUCUACAUCCUCGAUUUCCUCGGCAACCAGGUGAAAGAGUUCCCUGCUCAUUCUGCUGUUGUUAACGACCUUAGCUUUGAUUUAGAGGGUGAGUAUAUUGGAAGCUGUUCCGAUGAUGGAUCAGUUGUUAUUUGCGGUCUUUUUUCCGAUGAGAAAACGAAGUUCGAGUAUCAUCGGCCGAUGAAAGCGAUUGCCUUGGAUCCUGAUUACACAAGGAAUGCCUCUAGGAGAUUUGUUGCAGGUGGUUUAGCUGGGAAUUUGUAUUUGAAUUCGAAGACAUGGUUAGGCUAUCGUGACCAGGUUUUGCACUCUGGGGAAGGUCCAAUACAUGCAGUGAAGUGGCGAACCAGUCUUGUUGCUUGGGCAAACAACACAGGAGUGAAGGUUUAUGAUACUGCCAAUAACCAGCGGGUAACAUUUAUUGAAAGGCCAAGAGAUAGCCCCAGGCCUGAGCUUUUGCUUCCUCACUUGGUUUGGCAGAGUGACACCCUCUUGGUUAUUGGCUGGGGAACUACUGUCAAAAUUGCUUCAAUAAGAACAAACCGCUAUCAAGUAGCCAAUGGGACAUACAGAAAUUUUCCUUUGUCUAGUAUGAGCCAGGUGGACAUUGUGGCAUCAUUUCAAACUAGCUAUUUGAUGAUCACUGAAACCAUCAAUUUCAUCUCAAGAAUUGCCCCCUUUGAUGAUGCUCUGGUUGUUCUGGCGUAUGUUCCUGGAGAAGAUGGAGAAAAGGACUUUAGUAGCACUGCUCCUUCUCGGCAGGGCAAUGCUCAAAGACCAGAGGUUCGAAUAGUAACAUGGAACAAUGAUGAACUUUCAACAGAUGCUCUACCAGUACACGGCUUUGAGCAUUACAAGCCAAAGGACUAUUCUCUUGCUCAUGCUCCCUUCUCAGGUAGCAGUAAUGCUGGUGGUCAGUGGGCUGCAGGUGAUGAACCACUUUAUUAUAUUGUGUCCCCAAAGGAUGUAGUUAUUGCAAAGCCAAGGGAUACUGAAGAUCAUAUUACUUGGCUUCUUCAACAUGGGUGGCAUGAAAAAGCUUUGGCUGUAGUUGAAUCAAGUCAUGGGAGAAGUGAACUUCUUGAUGAGGUGGGAUCUAGAUACCUUGAUCAUUUGAUAGUGGAAAGAAAAUAUUCUGAAGCAGCUUCAUUGUGUCCCAAGUUGCUUCGAGGGUCAGCCUCAGCUUGGGAAAGAUGGGUUUUCCACUUUGCUCACCUUCGUCAACUCCCUGUUUUGGUUCCUUACAUGCCUACAGAAAAUCCUAGACUGCGUGAUUCUGCCUAUGAGGUUGCUCUAAAUGCAUUGGCUACAAAUCCUUCCUUUCAUAAGGAUCUCUUGUCCACUAUUAAGUCCUGGCCACCUGUAAUUUAUUCUGCACUAUCUGUUAUUUCAGCUAUUGAACCUCAGCUUAAAACUUCAUCCAUGACUGAACCACUCAAGGAGGCAUUAGCAGAAUUGUAUGUAAUUAAUGGGCAACAUGAGAAAGCUGUUGCUUUGUAUGCUGAUCUUAUGAAGCCAGAAGUAUUUGACUUCAUUGAUAAACAUAAACUGCAUGGUGCAAUUCGUGAGAAGGUUUUCCAACUAAUGAUGAUUGAUUGCAAGCGUGCUGUUCCUCUGUUAAUCCAAGCUAAAAACUUAAUAAGCUCUCCUGAAGUUGUGAAGCAACUUCAAAAUGCUGAUAAUGAGUCUGACUCAAGAUACUUCUUGCAUUUAUAUCUCCAUUCAUUAUUUGAAGUUAAUCCACAUGCUGGGAGGGACUUUCAUGAUAUGCAGGAUUCCUUGACAGCCCUGAAGGAAAAACUUCAAAGAACUGUAUACCGCCUGACCUUGGUGAAAGGUUGGAACACUGAAGAUAUUGAUGCUUAUUACGAGCUCAUUAGUAUCGGAGAACCUGACUUUGUUGAAAUCAAGGGAGUUACAUAUUGUGGCUCCUCUGCCACAUCAAAAUUGACGAUGGAAAAUGUGCCUUGGCAUGCCUAUGUGAAAGCUUUUUCGGAGGCCCUUGCUCUGAAAAGCCAAGGGGAGUAUGAAGUUGCUUGUGAACAUGCUCAUUCAUGUUGUGUUCUCUUAGCAAAGAUUAAGAAGUUCAAGAUUGAUGGCAAGUGGUAUACAUGGAUAGACUAUGAUAAAUUUCAUGACCUGGUAGGUGUCAGGGAGCCCGUAUACAUAGGUUAAGCAACCUUGGCAGUGUAUUUAGCCUUAAUACCUUAAAUGUCACAAUAUAGAGUCCUGCACUAGUGAUGUUUUUGAAAUUGAGAUUGGAAUGAUAUGUUGAGCUUUCCCAUUUUUGCCCCUUCUGAUUUUCUCCACUCACUCAUUUUCUUAGAUUCCAAAUUCAUAGGUGAUGUUUUUAGUUUUGAUAUAUUACUAUUAUCACACAUUAGUGGUAACCUAUAUCACUUGCAGUUAAUGACUGUAUUUAUGUCUUGUAUCCAAAUUUUACCACUUUAUUAUAUUAUUUGAAACCACAUUGGUAUAGAAUGCUUUUUCAAUU
Arachis ipaensis is the source of this 3008-nucleotide messenger RNA. The record is from RefSeq and is a predicted model, not a curated record. Lineage: Eukaryota; Viridiplantae; Streptophyta; Magnoliopsida; Fabales; Fabaceae.